CUUGCUCGACGUGCGCUGGAGGCUUGGGUAAAGAAAGCUUACAAAAUGCGACUAAAGAAGCAUGGGCGAAACCGCAGGCAACGACUGAAGGCAUUGCAAGCCGAGCAGCUCGCAAAAGAGGACAUAGUCUCCGCCAAUGUGCAGCCUCCCCACGAGCCCAGUCACGAAACCUAUACGAACACCCCAGUCGUUGUGGUGGACUCACUUACGAAAACACGCGCGACAGCUAGCCAGACCGCUGAUAAACAAACUCAAUCGGCUUUAGUUUCACAGAGGUCGUUCCGAAAACCCGCUACCUCCGCUAGCACUCCACGUCCUCGAGCUCGUACGAAGUGUAAACAGCGAUCUGAGUCUCUUUCGCAGAAUACCCCGAGCCUCAACAACAGUACCACAAGUUUAAAUUCGUCCCAAAGCAGCUUGUCCACUACCCUUAACCCCCUCGAUACGUCUGUUGCGUUCGACCAAACGGAGACGGACUGGUUCAGGUUAAGGGCUUUGGGAAUUGACCCGAGCAGGGUACGCAAGCGAAGCUUUGAUUCAGACGAAGAAGAGGAGAAAAGGAACCCCGAUGGCGAUCGAUUACGUGGGCGAAGCUCAAAUACACCUGCUGCUCGAAUUGCACUUCCACCUCCGACCACCACUAUCGAUCCCCUCGCGCGUUGGGAAGCCUACAAGGCGAGGUCUAGAACAGCUGCGUCGAGCCCGAUUGAAAAGAUCCCUACUCCAGUCGUCCAACAUGGAUUCAACGAGAGCUUUGCACCAAACCCUAGCCCAGCCCCAGCUUAUCGUAAUCGUGUCUCGCGAUUCGUCCCACGGCAUCUCUAUGGCAAAGGUCGUGACGCGGUUCGAGAAUACCGUGCUAGCAUUCGUAACUCCCAAGGUAGUCAGGGCAGCCCAUCGCAGACUGGAGCAGGCCUCGGACCACUGGAUCUGAGCUCUCCUAUUCAAACGCAUCAGUCCUAUUCCACCAACUAUGCAAAUUUCAGCGGGAAUGAUGGUGAUCAGGAUCCAGAGUACGAUGACGAGCAGUACGUCCAAGGAGAUGAGGAGUACGAGUAUGAAGAAGAUGAUUAUUACGACGAAGAUGACGAGGGUGUUGGUACGAAUAUGGCAGGUGGUACGCAGGAUGACGCAAUUGAGCUUUCUGAUUAGUGGGGUGGAAAAGUCUUUGGUGCUGGCUUUUGUCCGGAAAUUUUCCUGCUUCUGGAGGAUAAGGCCUUUCCUGGCUUUGACCCACGAGGAUGCAUAGCGUAGGCGUUUAUAGGGCCCAUGUAUAGGCAUGGGAUGGCACGGGAUAUUUACGUCUGGGCUGGAAUGUUCUGGACUGCGCUAGAGUGUAAUGGAUUUUCAUGAUAAUGAUACCCCUUUUUUUCCUUUUAGGGAGGGAGAAUUAGGGAAGG
This is a messenger RNA of Lindgomyces ingoldianus, 1400 nucleotides long. RefSeq lists its product as uncharacterized. NCBI's taxonomy places the organism in Eukaryota, Fungi, Ascomycota, Dothideomycetes, Pleosporales, Lindgomycetaceae. The record is from RefSeq and is a predicted model, not a curated record. The coding region runs from base 46 to 1152 and encodes 368 amino acids. The transcript has a single exon.